Messenger RNA from Labrus mixtus (cuckoo wrasse), 4863 nucleotides. It is a transcript of the gene ankrd28a, whose product is annotated as serine/threonine-protein phosphatase 6 regulatory ankyrin repeat subunit A. The record is from RefSeq and is a predicted model, not a curated record. The transcript has 29 exons. The coding region runs from base 540 to 3845 and encodes 1101 amino acids. Gene Ontology annotation, molecular function: protein binding. NCBI's taxonomy places the organism in Eukaryota, Metazoa, Chordata, Actinopteri, Labriformes, Labridae.
CUGCCUGAAAAGAACGACGCAUGCCCACACAUACACAGGCUGCUUCAGCCCCCCGUCCACACUAAUCACAGGGACUCUGUGUGUGUGCGCGAGUGUCUGCAUGUGACGUAUGUGUUUGUGUGUGUGCUCCUGGCUGCAGCACAGCAGUGAGGAUAUGUAGCUUCCUGUGUACUGCUAGGCAGCCAAAGCUCAUUUUGCCGCAUGCCGCUUACCGCCACCAUUACGCAGAGGAAUUCCCUGCUGUCUCCGCUGCUGCUGCUCACAGAGAGUGUGAGUGUGGGUUAAAGAGAAGAGAGGAGAGGAGACAUGCAGCAAAGGGACUCUGACAGAUAGAGAAGAGAGACGGAUUUCACUUUGGAUUAUACGUGAAGAUGAGCGCUGUCUGUUUUACGAGGAAUCACUCUGUUAAUGGGAUUUAUUGCUCACCUCUGUGUUCCCAGACUGCGCACGUAUGUAAGAAGGAACACUGUAUUUGUGUGUGUGAAUGAGACAAUGUGUUAGUGAUUGUGUCGGUGCAUUUGUGUGAGUGUUUGUUCCUGAUGCGGUCAGAGCGGGCUAGCCGUGUGUGUAUCGUGGUGCUGGAGGAGGUGGAGGAGGAUGAGCCCUCCUCCUCACCCCCACCUCCUCAGCCCAAAUCAUCCCCAGACCGCAGAUCCCAUCAUGCCUCUCAAAGGAAUGCUGCUGCUCAGGAGGACAAGCCGUCUCUGUUACGAGCCAUCUUCAACCUGGAACCAGAUGAAGUCCGCUCGCUCAUAUUUAAAAAAGAGGAUGUCAAUAUUCAGGACAAUGAAAAGCGGACGCCUCUGCACGCUGCAGCCUACCUGGGAGACGCUGAGAUCAUUGAACUGCUCAUCCUCUCAGGAGCCCGAGUUAAUGCCAAAGACAACAAGUGGUUGACUCCUCUUCACCGAGCUGUCGCCUCUUGUAGUGAGGAUGCAGUGGCAGUGCUGCUGAAGCACAGUGCAGAUGUUAACGCCCGGGACAAGAACUGGCAGACGCCGCUCCACGUUGCAGCUAGCAACAAAGCAGUGCGCUGUGCAGAGGCUUUGGUCCCGCUGCUUAGCAACGUCAACGUGUCUGACCGGGCAGGGCGCACUGCCCUUCACCAUGCUGCCUUCAGUGGACAUGUAGAGAUGGUGAAGCUGCUACUGUCUAGAGGAGCCAACAUUAAUGCAUUUGACAAAAAGGACCGGAGAGCCAUCCACUGGGGGGCCUACAUGGGUCACCUGGAGGUUGUGAAAUUAUUGGUAUCCAGCGGAGCAGAGGUUGACUGUAAAGACAAGAAAGCCUACACGCCGCUACACGCAGCCGCUUCAAGUGGCAUGAGCAGUACAGUGCACUUCCUGCUGAGCCUGGGAGUCCACGUCAACGAGGCAAACACCUACGGCAACACCCCACUCCAUUUAGCCUGCUACAAUGGACAGGAUGUGGUGGUCAGUGAGCUUAUAGAUGCAGGAGCCCAUGUCAACCAGGUGAAUGAGAGGGGCUUUUCUGCUCUCCACUUUGCCUCCUCCUCACGCCAAGGGGCGCUGUGCCAGGAGCUGCUGUUGGCUCACGGAGCUCACAUCAACAUGCGGAGUAAGGAUGGUAAGACCCCCCUCCACAUGGCAGCUACCCAUGGAAGGUUCUCCUGCUCUCAGGCUCUAAUUCAAAAUGGAGCUGAGAUUGAUUGUGAGGACAAGGGCAGAAGCACUGCACUUCACAUCGCUGCUCGCUAUGGCCAUGAGCUCAUCAUCACAGCACUCAUCAAACAUGGAGCCAACACCGCCAAGAGAGGCAUUCAUGGGAUGUUCCCUCUACACCUGGCAGCUCUCAGCGGCUUCUCAGAUUGCUGCAGGAAGCUGCUGUCCUCAGGGUUUGACAUAGACACCCCUGACGACUUUGGAAGGACCUGUCUACAUGCUGCUGCAGCUGGAGGGAACCUGGAGUGUCUGAACUUGCUGUUAAACAUUGGAGCUGACUUUAACAGAAAAGACAACUUUGGCAGGACUCCACUUCACUACGCAUCAGCAAACUGUAACUAUCAGUGUGUGUUUGCCUUGGUGGGCUCCGGGGCUAGUGUCAAUGAGCGGGACCAGAGAGGCUGCAGCUCCCUGCACUAUGCUGCUGCAGCCGACACAGAGGGAAAGUGUGUGGAAUACUUGUUGAGGAAUGAUGCUGAUCCAGGAUCGAGAGACAAACAGGGUUACAGUGCAGUGCACUAUGCCUCAGCCUACGGACGCACACUCUGCCUGGAACUGAUGUCAAGUGAGACUCCUCUUGAUGUGUUAAUGGAGACAUCAGGUACAGACAUCCUGGGUGACUCAGAGAGUCAGGCCCCCGUCAGUCCACUCCACCUGGCAGCUUACCACGGACACUGUGGCGCUUUAGAGGUUCUCUUGUCGUCUCUGCUGGAGGUGGAUGUUUGCAGCCCAGAGGGCCGGACCCCCCUCAGCCUGGCCUGCUCCAGGGGACACCAGGAGUGCGUCUCUCUGCUGCUUCACCACAGCUCCUCACCCAUGACCCGUGACUACACACACAAAAAGACAGCUCUACAUGCUGCAGCUAUGAAUGGCCACCCAGAGUGCCUGCGUCUGCUCAUGAGCAACAACCAACACAUUAAUGUGGACGCACAAGACACCGAUGGACAGACACCGUUAAUGUUGGCUGUACUUAAUGGGCAUACAGAGUGUGUGUACUCGCUACUCAGUCAAGGAGCCAGUGUAGAGAAUCAGGACCGCUGGGGGAGGACUGCACUACAUCGAGGGGCUGUGACUGGCCAGGACGAGUGUGUAGAGGCCCUUCUACAGCGGGGUGCCAGUGUGUGUGUCGGAGACAUAAGGGGCCGUUCCCCUCUUCACCUGGCAUCCGCCUGUGGCCGGGUGGGUGCACUGGGUGCUCUUCUGCAAGCCACGAACACCUCACACGCUCACACACAUCUCACCGACAACCAGGGCUACACACCACUACACUGGGCCUGCUACAACGGAUAUGAUGCCUGUGUGGAGGUUUUGCUAGACCAAGAUGUUUUCAAGAAGAUGAAAGGAAACUCCUUUAGUCCGCUGCACUGUGCUGUUAUGAACGAUAACGAGGGAGUGGCGGAGAUGUUAAUCGACUCACUGGGAACAAGUGUUGUCAACGCAACUGACUCCAAGGGCAGGACCCCGCUCCACGCUGCAGCUUUUUCCGACCACGUGGAGUGUGUCUCCCUGCUGCUGAGCCACGGAGCGCAGGCAAACGUACUGGACACACACUUGCGGAGGACACCUCUUAUGAUGGCAGCUCUUAACGGACAAACCAACACUGUGGAGGUGUUGGUGAGCAGUGCUAAAGCUGACUUGACACUACAGGAUGCACAAAGGGACACAUCAUUACAUCUUGCUUGCAGCAAGGGUCAUGAGACGAGUGCCUUGCUGAUUCUGGAGAAGAUCAGUGACAGGAACGUCAUCAACUGCACCAACACUGCUCUCCAGACGCCUCUGCAUGUGGCAGCCAAGAGGGGUCUGACAGUGGUGGUCCAAGAGCUGCUGGGGAAAGGAGCUAGUGUGUUAGCAGUGGAUGAGAACGGUUACACUCCAGCUCUGGCCUGCGCUCCGAACCGUGACGUGGCAGACUGCUUGGCGCUCAUCCUCAACUCCAUGAUGCCUGCCUCCCCUAUGGUCACCAUAGCAGCUCUACCUGCACUUUCUCUUACUCAGACAGUCAUCAACAACCACCCCACUAAUAACCACGUCUCCAAAGGUGUUGCCUUUGAUACCCUGCCCCCUUUGAGGCCUGACCAUGCCUCCUACUGUAGGCCGGAGCACCCGCUGUCCUCUGUCUCUGCAGACGAUGAACUGAAUGACUCUGAUUCUGAGACAUACUGAGGAGGACAUGUGACUGCUGUUGGACACAGCGACAUACUGGCAGGUUAGCCAGCCACUCAGGAGCCUUAAUAGAUCACUGACAAGAACUUAAAGACAGAGAAGGGGGAGAAAAAUGAGCCAGUGUGUGGGUUAUUUUUAGAAAAGCUUCCUCAGAUCUAAAAAUAAUCCUUGUUGUUAGCCGGAUGCGUGUUUCCAUUAGGUGUAUACCGAUAAUUAUGUGCUAAAAUAUAGAAUAAGGAGAACACACACUACAUUUCUCUUUGACAGUGGUGUCUUUUUAGAUUUUAAGGAAUGUUUUGCUUUUUAAAUUAAGCUUGUUAUCUUAGAUGUUACUUUUUGAGGUGGUUUUAAACAUUUCCACAUUUUUUCCUUCAACAUUUAGUAGAAAUUAAGCAUCUAAAGAAAUGCUCAGAGGACUGUUUUUUAUGCAGGAUUGUCUUAAAAGGAGGGACAAUCUUAAGGGACCAGGACAUUGAACACUGUUUUGGCUAUUCAUCGUUUGUUUUUCUUCCCAUUUGAGCUAUUAUUGUAGCUUGGGAUGGCUGUAACCUCUCAUGCACAUAGGUGAUGCUGCCUCAUUGUUUUUAAACCACUUUAAUUCUAGGAAAGGCAAUUAUUUUUGAACACUACAAAUUUAUUUUGAGUGGAGGGAUCCUUAGGGAGAAUCCUUAGGAGUGGAUUCUGACAGCACGUAGAUGCAACACCCAUUUACUGUAUGAUCGGUAAGAAAUAAGAUGAUUGACAACCUGAAUGAGCGACCCAUGAAACUUUUAACUUGCAAUGCUGUAACCACUUAUGUCUGUGUACUGUACUGGAGACAGGGGAACGUUGCUGACACUGUGGAUAUGUGUGUGUGUUUGUGUGUGUGUGUAAGAGAUACGUGUGUGGGGGAGACAGAAAGAAAAAUUAAUAAUUAUUGCCUUUUUAGGAAUAACCGACUUUCAGGAAGAGGAUGAACUACUUGGUGCAAUGUUUGUAAAGAUUAAGUAAUGAAUAAAUAAAGAUAUUUGUUUUUUGA